AUGGACUCAGGACCAUUUCUUGAUAUAAUUCCAAUUUUACUGAGCUAUUUAGACUUGCGAAGUCUUGUUCAUUUAGCACAAACAUGUCGUUUUUGGAGAGAACGUAUUUAUAACGAUUUGAAAUUAUGGCCCAAUGUGAUUGAAUUACCAUACAUUGGUCACAUGCGUGAUUAUAGUUCAAGACGUCAUGAUCCGGAAAAUGUUAUUAAGGUGAAAUUAUGGUCAAUGAUUUUACCACCAGAUGAUCUGAAAGCUUUGGAAAAUGUUUUAGAAAAAAUGGCAUCAUCAGAUGAAAGUGUGCAACGAUUUCAAUUAGUAGAAAAAGUAUGA
Molecule: messenger RNA, 330 nt
Organism: Rotaria sp. Silwood1
Lineage: Eukaryota; Metazoa; Rotifera; Eurotatoria; Philodinida; Philodinidae
Source: the annotation of a GenBank genome assembly